Molecule: messenger RNA, 1023 nt
Organism: Colletotrichum godetiae
Lineage: Eukaryota; Fungi; Ascomycota; Sordariomycetes; Glomerellales; Glomerellaceae
Exons: 1
Coding region: 176-820 (214 amino acids)
Source: RefSeq, a predicted model, not a curated record
UCCGUACCACACCGCGUAGAUAGUACCGCACAUGCAACCCGUGCUUGUCUGCCUCUACAUCCGCGAUGAUGAAGAAUAGUAACACGAGACAGUAGAGCUGACAAAACUAUUCGUAGGGUACCGACCACUCGACGAAUAUUCGAACAUGCCCUGGAUGCCUGGAUGACUCGCCGUCAUGGCCUCGGCCUUUGACUGUGAAAUUGAUAAACCAAGGUUGGCCAUUUCUCCAUUCUUUUUCUUCUACGGAUACGCUACAAGUUGUUGCGAAUUGAAGGUCCCCUCUUGUGGUGGCGAAGCUUCCUUGGCAAAGUGGAGAAACGAAAUGGUCGUACCCUCGAGGGGGAGAAAAGACGGAGGGAAAAAUAAAUGUUUACGGCGAUGGAAGAAACGGCCCCACGGUCUUCCAUUUUGGGAAAUCAGAAUCGUAGCUCCCGCCGAGUGGAGAUUUCCCCGGCCAUUGGCUCACCACUUUUUUCCAUACUUUGCUGUGGGUUUCUCACGUUCUUCUCCGUAUUGUUGGCCUUGUGGCCUCAGAACGAAAAAGCUUGACCGUCGCAGACGGGGGCCUCCCAAUCGAGCUCCAGUUUUGCGUUCCCUGGAACAGGACAGUGCGACGGUCGCCGGGUUCGCUCCCGUUGCGCGUAUCCGUUCGUUUGGGUCUUCCCAACUUGCCGUCGCUGUUUUCUCCUCGGCCUGGCCGCCAUCGAACCACACGACUGUGCACGACGCAUCAGGUAUCCAUCGAGAGGCUCCGAACGGCGUCAAAUAUCACUGCAGAUGUGCAGACGCGAAUUACCUCACCUACGCUGUAGACGGCUGACUAGGGCUGACAUGCAAUUUGCAGCCCAACAGGCAGCGAGAUUCCUUUGAGAGCUCGGAUAACUGGUCGUAGGCUCGUAGCUGCAGCCUCAAGCCCCUGCAUCAUGAUCGGCCCCCCGUCCGAGCUUUUUUCGCUCCCGUUUCGACGCUAGACUUCACUCAAAGAAGUUUUGGUCGUCAUGACCGCUUUGCCCAAUGAGUCGA